This is a messenger RNA of Mobula hypostoma (lesser devil ray), 5569 nucleotides long. RefSeq names its product protein EFR3 homolog A-like. The coding region runs from base 345 to 2861 and encodes 838 amino acids. The record is from RefSeq and is a predicted model, not a curated record. Gene Ontology annotation, cellular component: plasma membrane. NCBI's taxonomy places the organism in Eukaryota, Metazoa, Chordata, Chondrichthyes, Myliobatiformes, Myliobatidae. The transcript is spliced from 26 exons. Gene Ontology annotation, biological process: protein localization to plasma membrane.
UGUGACGGUGACAGGAACUUCCCUGUUGAUUGCCGGAAGUAUUUUCCCCAUCAGUCCGAAAUCCGCUGCAAGGUAUUUUAAAGCGAUUAGAAAGAUGAAGAUUAAUAAAACGGCGGGGUUUCAGGAGGUGUUGAAAUGAUUUAUUAGGUACAUCGAGUAAGUCUAGUUCGACAGGAUUAUAUGAUUGUCGAGACCCAAGAUGCCAGCAGGUCUUUUACUGGUCUAACUUUAUGGAGCUGAAUGUUCCCAUUUCAUGUAUCCUGGACAGAUGUCGAAUUACAAAUGCAGAACAUUGUUGUGCAGUGAAAUCUAAGUCUUAAGUCUGAAGCUACAGAGUGUACAGGAUGCGAAGGUAUAUUCAGGUACCAAGAACUGAACCUGAACAAGUCUACAGGUUUAACACUGGGUGGGAACCAAGACCCUUGCUGUCAUGUGGAGUAUGUGGCUGCUGUGGCGCAUUGCGCCCAAGAUACAAACGCCUGGUUGAUAACAUUUUCCCUGAAGAUCCAAAAGAUGGUCUUGUGAAGGCUGACAUGGAGAAGUUGACGUUUUAUGCAGUUUCAGCACCAGACAAAUUGGAUCGAAUCGGAAAGUACCUUGCAGAAAGGCUCAGUCGGGAUGUUAUCAGGCAUAGAUACGGGUAUGUUUUCAUUGCGAUGGAGGCAUUGGACCAGUUGUUGAUGGCUUGUCAUUCCCAAAGCAUUAAUCUGUUUGUUGAAAGCUUUCUUCAAAUGGUAGCCAAGCUACUGGAGUCAGGAGAGCCUGAGCUACAAAUUCUUGGCUCCAAUUCGUUUGUCAAGUUUGCAAACAUCGAGGAAGACACUGCUUCAUACCAUCGACGCUAUGAUUUCUUCGUGUCUCGAUUCAGUGCAAUGUGCCAUUCCUAUCAUGAUGAUUUGGAUACCAGGACUAAGAUCAGGAUUGCAGGCAUAAAAGGUAUUCAAGGUGUCGUACGGAAAACGGUGAAUGAUGAGCUCCAAACUAUAAUCUGGGAACCUCAGCACAUGGAUAAGAUUGUUCCUUCACUACUUUUCAACAUGCAAACAACAGAGGAACUUGACAGCAGGAGCAACCAUCCAUCAAUAUCACGAACUGCUGAUAAAGAUGAGAACCCUGCUACUCUAGCAGAGAGUUGCUUCCGGGAAUUGCUGGGUCGAGCAGCUUAUGGUAACAUGAACAAUGCCAUCAGACCUGUACUAGUGCAUUUAGACAACCAUCACCUCUGGGACCCAAAUGCAUUUGCUGUUUCCUGCUUUAAAAUUACAAUGUAUUCCAUACAGGCUCAGCAUUCUCAUCAUGUGAUUCAGCAAAUUCUUCGACACCUGGACGCUCACAACAAGGAUUCUGCAAGGGUCCGAGCUGGCAUUGUACAAGUCCUUUUAGAGACUGUUACUAUCGCAGCAAAAGGUUCUGUUGGUCCAACUGUUUUAGAGGUGUUUAACACAUUGCUGAAACAUUUGCGCCUCAGUGUUGAUUUUGAGUUGUCAAAUCAGGAUGCAUCUACUGGUGCUUUAUCAACAAGCAAUGAUGAGAAGGUAGUUCAGGAUGCAAUUAUCCAAACGAUUGGCUCUUUUGGGAGCAAUCUUCCAGAUUAUCAAAGAUCUGAAAUAAUUAUGUUUAUUAUGGGAAAGGUGCCCACCUUUGAUGCUGGAGCCCUGGAGUCGAGCUACUCUGGGGACCGUGGAACAAGAGCAAUCCAGGUCAAGCUACUACGAUCAUUACUUAUGGUAACUUCAGGAUACAAGGCCAAAAGUAUAGCAGCUGCACUUCCUUCUCCAUUUUUAGAGCCAAUAUUAUCAGUUUCUUUAAUGGAAGACAGUGAGCUGAGAUUACUUGUCCUGUGUAUUCUACAUAGUCUUAUUGAUCGUCAUGAGAACAAAGCGAAGUUCAAAGAAAUGAGAAUCAUCCCAGAUGUUUCAGCACUGAAGAUAAAAAGAGACAAGAACUCAAAGCAAGACAUAAGUUUCAUGAAAAAACAAGGACAGCAGUUAUACAGACACAUUUAUGUGGGAUGCAAAGAAGAUGAUAAUGAACAGAAAAACUUUGAAUCCCUAUUCAUUGCUCUCGUACUUAUUACAAUAGAACUGGCCAAUGAUGAAGUGAUUGUGGACUUGAUUCGUCUUGCUCUAGCUAUUCAGGAUUUGGCAGUGACUAAUGAAGAUAAUUUGCCCACGUACAACCGUUGUGCCAUUCUAGCUCUUGUGGCUGCAUACUUGAACUUCCUAAGUCAGAUGAUUGCAGUACCAGCUUUUUGUCAGCAUGUAAAUAAGGUGAUUGAAAUACGAAGCAAAGAAGCACCUUAUCUUCUGCCUGAAAACCUCUCCAGAGAAAAAUUGCCCAAGUCCUUAGAGAUGCAAGACAAAAGCUGUCUUUUCUUGCAAAACAGGAUUGCAGAUGCACUUGCUGGCAGUGGCUACAGUGUGGACAGACUGUCUGUACCUUAUGUACCCCAACAAACAGAUGAAGAUAGACUGUCCAGAAGAAAAAGCAUUGUUGACACAGUGUCAAUCCAAGUUGACCUCCUUGGUGUCAAUGUUCCACAGGACAAGGCAAAGAUAGUUGAAGAAAUCACCUUUGAAACAUUAAAGAAAGCUAUUGAUAGUCAAAAUCUUGAAGAACAAGAAAGAGAGAAGCGACGUCAAAUAAUUGAGAAGUUUCAGAAAGCACCAUUUGAGGAGAUUGCAGCCCAGUGUGAAUCCAAGUCAAACUUUCUUCAUGACAGGCUUGCAGAGAUAUUUGAAUUGACAAUAAGCAGACCGCCUCCAAGUCCGUCGGGAUCUAUGAGUGUGACAGCCGGACAUGUUCAGUAUCAUUCCAUCCCAGUCUACGAAAUGAAGUUUCCAGACCUUUGUGUUUAUUAGUUGCUGCUUCUGUUUGAGAUGCCUCCAUUGAUUUAUAUCUUGUGAAAUAUUUUCACUGAAUCUCUCAAUAAAUUAGGUGAACAAUCAGUUAUUUAUUAGGGCUUGCUGGCCUGGUGAUCAUUGUGAUGCACUCUAUUAUGUGUAAAUGUACAAGUAUCAGGUAGUGUAAGUGUGUAUUUAAAAACUUGCUAUUUUCUUGAGCAAAAUACUUUGUUUUACCCUGCAAGAGGUCCACAUUCACAACUGUGAAAGUGCCACCAGCACAUUUAUGCAUGACUUUUAUAUUAAAAUAUGGACUUCAUCAAAAAAUUGAGAUAACUAUGUUAUUCAUCAUUUACCAUAUUUGUUAACAACUUUUAAAUGAAGUUCUGUCAUUUUUGUUCAGUAGCAUUCCAAACUUGUAAAGAUGUAACAAAACAUUUACUUGUUAACAAUUUUCAGUUCUAAUGUAUUCUCCAAACCAUCCAUAUUGAGUGUUUUGGAUUAAUUUUAUUCACAUUUGGUACCUAGAAUUCCAUUUACAGUGGCAUGCAAAAGUUUGGGCACCCCAGUCAGAAUUUCUGUUACUGUGAAUAGCUAAGCGAGUAAAAGAUGAACUGAUUUCCAAAAGGCAUAAAAUUAAAGACGACACAUUUCUUUAAUAUUUUAAGCAAGAAAUAUUUUUUAUUUCCAUCUUUUACAGUUUCAAAAUAACAAAAAUGGAAAAGGGUCUGAAGCAAAAGCUUGUAAACACUAUCUGUAACCAGCUAAGAGUCUUUCAAUUCUUGUUUGGGGGAUUUUCACCCAUUCUUCCUUGCAAAAGGCUUCUAGUUCUGUGAGAUUCUUGGGCCGUCUUGCAUGCAAUGCUCUUCUGAGGCCUAUCCACAGAUUCUCUAUGUUUAGGUCGGGGGACUGUGAGGGCCAUGGCAAAACCUCCAGCUUGCGCCGCUUGAGGUAGUCCAUUGUGGAUUUUGAGGUGUGUUUAGGAUCAUCAUCCUGUUGUAGACGCCAUCCUCUUUUCAUCUUCGGCUUUUUUACAGACAGUGUGAUGUUUGCUUCCAGAAUUUGCUGGUAUUUAAUUGAAUUCGUUCUUCCCUCUACCAGUAAAUGUUCCCCGUGCCACUGGCUGUAACACAAUCCCAAAGCAUGAUCGAUCCACCCUCAUGCUUAACAGUUGGAGAGGGGUUCUUUUCGUGAAAUUCUGCACCAUUUUUUCUCCAAACAUACCUUUGCUCAUUGCGGCCAAAGAGUUCUAUUUUGACUUCAUCAGUCCACAGGACUUGUUUCCAAAAUGCAUCUGGCUUGUAUAGAUGUUCCUUUGAACCUUUUGAAUAGAACUUUUUUGUUAUUUUGGAACUGUAAAAGAUGGAAAUAAAAGUUUUCUUGCUUAAAAUAUUAAAGGAAUGUGUCAUCUUUAACUUUAUGCCUUUUGGAAAUCAGUUCAUCUUUUACUCACUUAGCUAUUCACAGUUACAGAAAUUUUGACCAGGGUUGUCCAAACUUUUGCAUGCCACUGUAUGUAAACUGGAGGAUCCAAACUGCUUAAUGCUCUCCACUACAUUGCUUUUUUUGCCUCUGCAUCCCUCCCCAGUCUUAGUCUCCACAGUGAGUAAAAGCUGUUUUUUGUUUAGGAAGUAAAACAACUUGAGUACAAAUUUGUUAAUGCAUAAUCUCUUAUUUAGAAUCUGGACUUGGCCAGUGUUUUUAAUAUCAUUUUGAAACUCAACAUUUUUUAGUUUGUUUCAGUGCUUUUAAGUAAUUCUGGAGGGUGCGACAUGAAAUGUUUAAACUGGUCCAGUGCAUAGAUAAAUCUGAGAUGGUGAGGUUAAAAGUCUAUAUGUAAUACAUAGUUUUUUGUAUUAGCUUAUACAUUUAAGAUGUGUAAAUGAAGAUUUACAAGGAAUACUAGAUGAAUCAAUUGCUAGUUUUUUUUGGAGGUUUUGUGAAAGCUCAGCGAUCAGCCACAUUUGAAGUAUCAAUUUUGGGAGUGGCAGGGUUAUGUUAUUUUAUAAUAGUGUUGAAAUUCAUUCCUUUGCUAUUCCAAUCAAGUUAUUACAAUUAAACAAUGCUUUUUGUCUUCUUUAAUUUUGGUUACAUUUGUUUUCAGUUUGAAACUCCAUAUACUUUUAGAAAUAAUAGGCAAGUUGCUGCCUGUUUUGGUCUUCUACAUUUAGAAUUCUGAUAACUGUACAAUGUGAGAAAAGGCUGCAUUGGACAACUCUCUCGAUUGGCAAUUUUUUUUUUAUUAAUCAAAUAAAUGGCAAACCUAAAACGUUUCAAUGCUGAAACUAGACUUGAUUGAUACUGUGAGCAAAAGUAAUUUUGUAUUGGUUGAAGUCAUAUACUUGCAUUAAAUGAACGUUGUGACUUUUCUUAGCAUUUUUGAAAAUACCAUUUGUUCUUGAGCAAGUUGUUUUUAAUAGUAUCAGUGGAUUGUUCGUGAAUUUAUGACAUAUGACCAGAGGUGAUUUUGUUCAUAAAGGCUUAUGGACAACAUUUCUUCAAUUUUAGACUGCUUUCAUGCAUGUGCUGAAAACAAGAUCAUGUGGGAUGAUGUAUUGUGCAAUCCUAGUCAUGUGUUAUGUCUUCAGAUAAUGCUUUACACUUUGAAUGUAUUUGUUCAUUUUUAAAGCAUAGACAUCUAUGAAUUCAAAUUUUAUCAACCUUCAGAAAUAUUAUAAACUUAAUGGGAUGUGAAAUGUUGCACAAUUAAAAGGACAAAACAAAUA